AUGCAUCUGGCAGGUGCCUGUUACUUCCUGUCUGUGCCCAGACAAAUGGACUUUGGAGCCCAGAGGACACAGAUUCCAGUGCCCAGUGUGAAGAUUCCAAGGGCUGGGACCUUGGCAGUCACAAGUCGGGUGACAUCAGGGGGCCGACGUUUCUCGGAGAUCAACCAUGUGUCAGGCACAAUUCUAGGCUCUGGAGGUGUUGAGUCGCGAGAUUGCUACUGGCAUCAUGUUUUGUCUAGGAUGCGUCUGAACAUCCUACAAUGCACAGGACAGCCCCUCCCAGCAUGGAAUCUUCCAGCCCAGAAUGUCAAUGGUACUGAGCUUGAGAGCCCUGACUCCCGGUAUGCUCAGCCCUCAGAGGCAGCCACGUUCCCGCUUCAGGGAGGGAAGUAUCAGGUUCCCGGCUCCCUGAACACAUCCAGGCAGGAUUCUAAGCUCCAUCAGCAUGCCCCCUUCCCCAACAUACCCACCAAACUGGCCAACUUUGCCUUCAGCCUGUACCAUGGACUGGCCCAUCAGUCCAACAACAACAUCAUCUUCUCCCCAGUGAACAUUGUGGUGGCCUUUGCGAAGCUGCCCAGCAGAACUAUACUAUUCAUCCAUAAGAAUCAGAAGCAAGUGCGUAAGUUUUUGGAGGCUGUCACGAAGCUGUCCCGCUUCUCCAUCAACUUCAGAGACACUGAGGAGGCCACAAAACUGAUCAACCAGUAUAUAGAGAAGGAAACCCAAGGAAAAAUUGUGGAUUUGGUCCAAGAUCUUGAAGACACAACUCUUGUUCUGGUGAAUUACAUUUUCUUUCAUGGCAAAUGGAAGGAUAAAUUCAAGUUUGAGCGCAUGGUGGAAGGAGACUUCCAUGUGAAUGAAAAGACCACCAUCGAGGUGCCCAUGAUCCAGGGCCUGGGCAUGUUUGACCUGCACUGGGACCAGGAGCUCGCCAGCUGACUGCUGAGGAAGCGCGCCGAGGCAGAGUCUGCCAGUUUACGUUUGCCCAAACUGUCCAUUUCUGGAACCUAUGAUCUGAAAACCGUCCUGAGCAAAAUGGGCAUCACCAAAGUCUUCAGCAACGAGGCUGAGCUCUCGGGGAUCACGGAUCAAGCGCCCCUGAAGCUGUCCAAGGCCAUGCAUAAGGUUGUGCUGAGUUUCAAUGAGAAUGUGACAGAAUAUUCUGGAGCCACCCCUUCAGAAGAGAGCAUCUGGUCUAAGCAUCUGUCCAUCCAGUUCAACGAGCCCUUCUUAGUCAUCAGCAAGGAUGAGAACACCAACAUUCCCCUCUUCAUGGGAAAGAUGGUGAACCCCAUGCAAAAAAUGACCAUCCCCUCCCAGGCCAGACCCCCUCCCUAG
Molecule: messenger RNA, 1341 nt
Organism: Odobenus rosmarus divergens (Pacific walrus)
Lineage: Eukaryota; Metazoa; Chordata; Mammalia; Carnivora; Odobenidae
Product: alpha-1-antiproteinase-like
Biological process (GO): negative regulation of endopeptidase activity
Molecular function (GO): serine-type endopeptidase inhibitor activity
Source: RefSeq, a predicted model, not a curated record